Messenger RNA from Acanthosepion pharaonis, 1170 nucleotides. Lineage: Eukaryota; Metazoa; Mollusca; Cephalopoda; Sepiida; Sepiidae. The record is from the annotation of a GenBank genome assembly.
AUGCCCAGUUAUAACCGCAGCGAUUUCAUUACAAUGGGGGAAAUUACAUUGCCCGUUACAACACUAUCUAUCUAUCUAUCUAUCUAUCUAUCUAUCUAUCUAUCUAUCUAUCUGGGAGAGAUCCACAACACUAUCUAUCUAUCUAUCUAUCUAUCUAUCUAUCUAUCUAUCUAUCUAUCUGUUAUACCUGACACUAUUCAUUCAUUCAUCUAUCUAUCUAUCUAUCUAUCUAUCUAUCUAUCUAUCUAUCUAUCUAUCUAUCUAUCUGCAAAGAUUAAUAGAACAUCGUUCCCAGUGAUCGUCGGGUUGUCUCUAUUACUAUAUUAUAGGCGGCCCCACAGAUCGUUGGGUUUUCUUUAUUACUAUAUUAUAGGCGGCCCCCAGUUCGUCGGGUUUUCUCUAUUACUAUAUUAUAGGCGGCCCCACAGAUCGUCGGGUUGUCUUUAUUGCUGUAUUAUAGGCGGCCCGACAGAUCGUCGGGUUGCGGCCCCCAGAUCGGAGGGUUGUCCUUAUUACUAUAUUAUAGGCGGCCCCAAUGAUCGUCGGGUUGUCUCUAUUACAAUAUUACAGGCGGACCCACAGAUCGUUGUGUUGUCUUCAUUACUAUAUUAUAGGCGGCUCCCAGAUCGGAGGUGUCCCCACAGAUCGUCAGGUUCUCUCUAUUACGAUAUUAUAGACGCUUCCCUCCCCAGAUCGGUGGGUUGUCUUUAUUACUAUAUUAUAGGCGGCCCCGCAGAUCGUCGGGUUGUCUCUAUUACUAUAUUAUACGCGCACCCACAGAUCGUUGGUUUGCCUAUUACUAUCUAUAGGCCGUCCAACAGAUCCUUGUGUUGUCUUUGUUACUAUAUUAUAGGCGGUACGUCUAUACAAACGACAGCCUAUAUUGAUAUGGUGGCUCUUCGAUUUGUUAAACAGGCAACUCCAGGUCACGUGGUAGCCCGCUCGAACGUGAUUCGUUCGUACAGCAAACAAUACAUUCGUCACCAAAGACUUUUCACUUUGACCGUCAUCAGAGAAGCGAGUUCUUCUUCUUCUUCUUCUUCUUCUUCUUCUUCUAAUCACUUUCCUAUUAUUCUAUGUAAUUUUAAUAUUUUGUUUUUUAAACAAUAUCUAUCUAUCUAUCUAUCUAUCUAUCUAUCUAUCUAUCUAUCUAUCUAUCUUAAAAAAUAG